AUGGGACUCAUGCAAAUGAAGGAGGAAGAUUUUUUCAGAGAACCCAUGACCAAGGCGAAGAUCAGAUCUCAUUUGUUUUACAAGAGGUCUUCAUUGUUAGCAUCACUGCCGCAAAGUUUACCUACCACCCGGAAAUGUUCAUUUUCAGCUCCUUAUUCGCCAGCUCAUAGGAAUCUCAAACACGCAAAGAGGCAAUUUUGGCGAGAAGCAAUCCGUCGCCAGCGUCGUUCAGUGGAUGAUGAGAUCACAGUCCAGCUCUUGGUGGUUGUUGAAAGGGAAAUGAUAAGUUUCCAUGGCAAUCAGUCCGUGGAGGAAUAUGUUCUAACCGUCAUGAAUAUGGUGGCCGACUUGUACCGAGACCCAAGUAUUGGGACGAAGAUAAAUAUCGAAGUGUCCAAGCUUAUGCUUCUGUACAAUAUGCCUGUUAA
Stylophora pistillata is the source of this 428-nucleotide messenger RNA. Its product is annotated as A disintegrin and metalloproteinase with thrombospondin motifs 7. Lineage: Eukaryota; Metazoa; Cnidaria; Anthozoa; Scleractinia; Pocilloporidae. Gene Ontology annotation, biological process: proteolysis; extracellular matrix organization. The record is from RefSeq and is a predicted model, not a curated record. Gene Ontology annotation, cellular component: extracellular matrix. Gene Ontology annotation, molecular function: metalloendopeptidase activity.